Abrus precatorius (Indian licorice) is the source of this 1743-nucleotide messenger RNA. Its product is annotated as probable WRKY transcription factor 61. NCBI's taxonomy places the organism in Eukaryota, Viridiplantae, Streptophyta, Magnoliopsida, Fabales, Fabaceae. Gene Ontology annotation, molecular function: DNA-binding transcription factor activity; sequence-specific DNA binding. The record is from RefSeq and is a predicted model, not a curated record. The coding region runs from base 1 to 1743 and encodes 580 amino acids. The transcript is spliced from 5 exons. Gene Ontology annotation, biological process: regulation of DNA-templated transcription.
AUGAAGUUUGGUUCCCAAAAAUCUGCUCUUGAAGUUGAAGGAGUCAAGCACGAGAAGAGAAGUGAAUCUAGUGUUGGUGAUGAAGAUGAUCUUCGUGAACCAAAGAUCGUUGUCCAGGUGCCAGACAUGACUACCCUCGAAAAAUCCGCCGUGGCAGCCAGGCCAAAGGCAUCCCCAACCGGAAAGGAAGAGGUUGAUGAACUUGAAAAUGCGAAAGCCGAAAUGGGUGAAGUCAUAGAGGAAAAUCAACGGUUAAAGAUGAGUUUGAGCCGAAUACUAAAUGAUUACCGUACACUGCAAAUGCAAUUCGAUUACAUAGUUGAACAAGAGACAAAAGAUUCUUCUGAUAAACAGAAGAAUAAACAUCAUGAAAAAAUAGAGGAAUCAGAGUUAGUUUCCCUCAGUCUUGGAAUGCUUCCAAGUAAUCAAAGAAACAACGAAAAAGCUAAAGUCUGUGAACCAUUGAAAGAGGAAUUAGAAGACAAAGAAGGCUUAGCUCUUGGACUGGAGUGCAAAUUUGAAACAUCAAAAUCUGGAAGCACAACUGAAAAUUUACCAAAUUCAAGUCCUGCCAAUAGUGGUGAAGUACCAAAGGAAGAAGCAGCUGGGGAGAGUUGGCCAGCCAGUAAGGGACACAAGACAACUAGAGAUGCUAUAGAAGAUGAAGUUUCCCAACAAAAUUCUGCAAAGAAAGCAAGAGUUUGUGUGAGAGCAAGAUGUGACACCCCAACUUUGAACGAUGGAUGUCAAUGGAGGAAAUAUGGACAAAAGAUUUCAAAGGGUAAUCCUUGCCCUCGAGCUUACUACCGUUGCACAGUUGCACCAUCAUGCCCCGUAAGAAAGCAGGUGCAAAGAUGUGCUCAAGACAUGUCCAUAUUAAUAACAACCUAUGAAGGGACUCACAACCACCCUCUUCCACUUUCAGCCACUGCCAUGGCUUCCACCACUUCUGCAGCUGCUUCCAUGCUACUGUCUGGAUCAUCAACCUCACAUUCUGGAUCAAUCCCAUCAACAAGCAUGACAACCACUACUGCGAAUCUUCAUGGAAUGAACUUUUACCUAUCAGAUAACUCCAAAUCAAAGCAAUUCUACCUAUCCCACCCUACACUCUCAUCUUCAUCACCUUCACACCCAACCAUCACUCUAGAUCUCACUUCCAACCCUCCCUCUUCCUCAACACCUUUUGGAAGAUCAUUGAACUACAACUCCCAAAGGUACCCUUCUUCCACAAGUCUAAACUUCAGUUCCUCAGAAUCCAAUGCAACAUCUUGGAGCCUCAGCUACAACAAUCAACCUUACAACAACAGGAACAUCCUUAGUAACUUAAACCUUGCAAGACAACCAAUGGAAAACAUCUACAAUUCCUACAUGCAAAGGAACAACAAUCCAAUCCCUGCCCAACAUUCUCUACCAGAUACCAUAGCUGCAGCAACAAAAGUAAUCACAUCAGAUCCCACGUUUCAAUCAGCUUUGGCAGCAGCUCUUACUUCAAUUAUUGGCAAUGGAAGCACUCAAGGAAACCAUAGUGUUGGAGAAAUUUUGAGUCAGAAAAUGAAAUGGGGUGAUCAAUUGUUUCCAUCUUCUGCUUUACCUUCAUCUUCUAAAGUCAAUAGCUGUGCAUCAGGUUUCUUGAGCAAAGCACCUUCUAAUGCACAAACAGGAAGUUUGAUGUUUCUUCAACCAUUUUCCGACCCCAAAAGUGCAUCUGGGUCUCCUGGUGAUAACAGAGACGACAACAAUUAA